This is a messenger RNA of Huiozyma naganishii CBS 8797, 1230 nucleotides long. It is a transcript of the gene PKP1, whose product is annotated as protein kinase PKP1. Gene Ontology annotation, cellular component: mitochondrion. The transcript has a single exon. Gene Ontology annotation, biological process: regulation of glucose metabolic process; protein phosphorylation. Lineage: Eukaryota; Fungi; Ascomycota; Saccharomycetes; Saccharomycetales; Saccharomycetaceae. The record is from RefSeq and is a predicted model, not a curated record. The coding region runs from base 1 to 1230 and encodes 409 amino acids. Gene Ontology annotation, molecular function: pyruvate dehydrogenase (acetyl-transferring) kinase activity.
AUGCUGCGUUGUAUUGGGCUGUCUUCAGAGUGGGUGGUGGGCACGCGGGCGUAUUGUUCCCCGUCCCGCAGGUUGCUGUCCAAGGGGAAGGGCCACAACCGUCCACGGGUGCCGCUUGCUGCACACCUCGGGUUUGAGGAGAACUACAGAGUGCGGUCGAACAUCGAGUUGUUGAUCCUGGACUACGCGAGGAAGCCGAUCCAGCCGCUGCGGUACGGUUUUCUAUUGAAGUACGCAUCACCGCUGACACCUAACGAACGGUACGUGUUUGGGAUCGAGACGAUGAACUUGCUUUUGGCGUACACAUGCCGGCAACUGAACGCGAUCCAGCGGCUCCCCUACAUAGCGCUUUUGAAUCCGAAGAUCGAGGAGUCCCACUCGUUGUACCUCAACACUUUGCGCUCGCUACUUUCAAACUCGUUCCCCUACGACAUCUACAACGCAAACAAGAUGCUCACUCUGAUGCAAGACUUCCUCGAAAACCACCAGGAUACACUUGUGACUUUGUCCGCUGGACUACAAGAGAUCUCAGAGUACUACGGCCACCGACUCGUCUACGAUUUCCUCAAUGACCAUCUCCGGCACAGGAUCGCCAUGAAACUACUUGCGACGCACUACAUCGCGCUCGUCGACAACAGGGACGCGUCCCCUGGAACCGUCGGUGUCGUGCACAGGGACGUAGACAUCGCCAAACUGAUCACGCACAGCUACGAGUUCGUGGGGGACCUGUGCAACAUGAAGUACGACUCGGCCGUACCACCACUGAACAUCACUUNNNAGGGACACCCAGGAGAGGUGGUCCACUUCUCCUGUAUCCCGACUGUGUUCGAGUAUAUCCUCACUGAGGUGUUGAAGAACGCUGCCCGUGCGCAGAUCGAAGCUGGGGCCUCGCACCACCCUGUCGAGGUCACUCUCUUGCGACCACACGAGACGGAACUGACCCUCCGCGUCUCUGACCGAGGUGGUGGGAUCCCACCGGGAGUCGAGUCCCACAUCUUCGACUACUCCUACACGACCACGACAGAGGCCGCGGACACGGACACCGCUACGGCACAGAUGCAUGCUGGCGAGGCGGUCAAGAGCGUUGCCGGGAUGGGGUUUGGUCUGCCCCUGUGUCGCACGUACCUCGAGCUCUUCGACGGGAAGAUCGACGUGCAGAGUCUCUGGGGACACGGCACGGACGUGUACUUGACCAUGAGGGGACCCGCAGCGGCCGCGUUCCAACGGUGA